AAAUGGACAGCCAAACACCCUCUGCACCUCACCUCAAAUCCUUCCUCUACUCCUUCUCCCUCCUCGCCAUCCCAUACACCACCCGCCUCACUAGCUGGUUCAGAAGCGCACCAACAUAUGGCCAAAACCAAUUAUUCACGACUGGCCUUGUGGUUCUUCUCUACAACGUGUGUUAUCUCACUCUUAGCCCAGGGUUCGAGAUUCCUUUGGCGCAGGCGGGUGAUGGAUUGAGUAGUUUGUGGGUUGUGGGUUGCAGCGGAAAGCUUGGCGGCGUUUCGGCGCUCUAUUCCUGCUUUGUCUCGGUCGCAUUCUACUGUCCCGCUACUCUUACCUCCAACCCCUCCCUCAACUUUGCCCAAGUUCUUCAAGCUAUUACUGCUAGUCCUGCUCGUGCAGCCAGGAGAGAUGGUGGAUGA
Suillus fuscotomentosus is the source of this 416-nucleotide messenger RNA. RefSeq lists its product as uncharacterized. The transcript has 2 exons. NCBI's taxonomy places the organism in Eukaryota, Fungi, Basidiomycota, Agaricomycetes, Boletales, Suillaceae. The annotation marks the transcript as partial. The record is from RefSeq and is a predicted model, not a curated record.